Hydractinia symbiolongicarpus is the source of this 2331-nucleotide messenger RNA. RefSeq lists its product as uncharacterized. The coding region runs from base 151 to 2151 and encodes 666 amino acids. The transcript is spliced from 3 exons. The record is from RefSeq and is a predicted model, not a curated record. NCBI's taxonomy places the organism in Eukaryota, Metazoa, Cnidaria, Hydrozoa, Anthoathecata, Hydractiniidae.
AAAAACGAGUAAAUAAAAAAGUAGACCAGAACAAAUAAAGGUUAAAUAAUUCGAAUGGUAAAACCAUUGGUUUUACUUAACAAAUAUAAAAUCUGGUGAGCAACUAAAUUGACAAGAUAAGACGGAAAAGAUCUAAAAUUAUUGGCAAAUAUGUUGAAGUCUGCUAUUUUGUUAACAUUGUUGAUACAAAACAUUGCAGCAUCUUCAAAGACGUACAAUCAAAAGCAUAAUAUAUAUAAGCUAACUUCUCCAUUACAUACACGAUUUAAUGUUACAGAUGCAAGAGAUGGGCAAAGGUUAAACUUAGCCAGACACAACACAUUUCAAGGAAACCCCCCUUCAGAGCCAGGUCAAGUAAGAAGCGUGAACCAAGAAAUUCUUUUAAAUCCCUGUUCAGGACCAUACUGCGAUCCCGGUUACGAGCCAUAUGCUAAUAUCGUUGCUGCGAUGGUUGGAUACAACUUAAUCAAAGGAAAUCCCUAUUCAACAACUGUAAAUCAAGAUCCUGGUUUUGAAACUGCGUACAUCUUUGCACCAAUUGGUGCUGACCAUAACAGAAGGUAUGCACUUCAUAGUGGAAUAACAGUAAGACAAGUACGGAAAUGCAAUUUGGUGACUAACUCUAGAACUGUGUCAAGUUUUAGUCAAUAUAGAAACAGAUUAGUCAAAUCCAAGGUUACUGGGAGCUCCUUUUCAAGUAACCCUCCGAUAGAACUAGAAGCUGAUGUUGGCAUUUUGAAUGCAUCAACAACAAUCAAAUCCAUUUACGAAUCUUCCUUUGAGGCAAGUGAAGAGUCCCAACAAAAUGCGGAAUUUUUUAAAGGCAUGGAGGGUCUACUAAGUGUUAAUGAUGCAAAAUGUGCGGAAUACAGCCUUCAAAUAUCCAAAUGGAAUCCACCCCCGUUUUCUGAUACGUUUAAACGAGGCUUACUUAAGCUGAACGAAGUGGUAGCUGCAGGUGACAAAGAUGCUAUUUCCACGUAUUUUUAUCAAUUCCUAAAUGAAUUUGGAACACAUUAUCUGACACAUGCUACCAUGGGUUCUCGACUUGCUAUUGAAAGACGCUACACAAGAGAUGAGUAUGCAAACAGCGGCAUCAGUGGAAUUGAUAAAUGUAAUAAGGACAGAAUGGGCGUUAAUUUUUUCUUUUCGUAUUCAAAAAGCAGCACAGACUGCACAAGCUUUCAGAGUACAAUGCUUGAUAAUGUUGAUAAUGAUAUUCAAAGGGAAAGUGUCACCUCCUUUGGCUCAAAACCUGCGUCUGACUUGUAUAAAUGGGCUUCUCAACCAUUUGUUGCGCCUUUACCUAUAAAAUUUAAAAUGGCACCGAUCAUAGAUAUAUUUAAAGAUUCCUUUCACAAAGGAGAUGACCACUUAAAAAAUUUAGACUAUAAAAAAAUUUUGGAGAAGGUUAGUGAGUUAUAUGAUAACUACUGUGUAUCGGUACGUGGUGAAGUUGCUUGUCAAAAAAGUCAAAAAAUCACAUGUGGAGUAAACGAUGAAUGCGAUUCUCUGUUACAAAAGUGCAUCCCGAAUAGCGGUAGCGCUAAUGAUAUUUGUCAAUACGCUUUUUCCGCUGACUCUGUUUCGGCUAGUUUGCUUCUCGAAGAGCUUGUUAAAAAGCGCAUCAAAGUAGGUGUCAAAACAACACAAGGAUUUGAACAGCUGAGACAAGACCUGGAACGUCACAAGCCUGAAGAAGAUAAGUUAUUCUUGCUUCAUUACAAGGUAACGAAUAGUAAAUGUAAGCUCAUUAAAGGUGACAAAAUCGUGUCUGCAAUUUCAAAAAACAGGCUGUAUAUGACCUAUCUUGGAUGGCAAAAAAAUGACCCUUUAACUAAAGUUCGACGCAUACAAUUCAGAAAUACACUCAAUACGGCAUUUCUUAACCUUAAUGGACCACCCCCUGAAGGUUAUACAUUUGACUUUCUCUUUAAACUGACUCAAGGGAGAGUAGAAAAUAAAAGGUUUGGUUUUGUGUUGUUUUGUCAGCAUGAUUUGGAUGACAGUACAGUCGCAGAAGAGCAUAAAAUCCAGGAAUCAACAUUUUUUAAAUUUGAAUAUCGAGCUAAUAGCCGAACACAAGGCAUUGUGUAUGCUGGAUUUCAAUAUAUACCUGAAAUUGAUUUAGCGUUUGCUUAUGGUAGAUAAAAAAUGCGAAAUUUCACCUCUGGUGUACGUUAUGUGCCUGAAAAAAAGGCCUAAAAAGAGAAGGACAAUUGUUACCACACUAGAGAUGGGGAUGUUUAAAUCUUUCUAUAAAUUAAUCGAUUGUAUUGGUUUUUUGUAGAAACGUAUAAACUUUAAUAAAUGUGUUUUUAUUUGAGUAAA